UAAAUAUUGCAGAUUGCUUGUAACAAUUUUAUAAAGGAGACAAAAAAUAUUAAAAACAUGUAGCUCUACCGAUUUUCACAGAAUUUCAUUGAGCAUUAAAUUCCACGAAUCAUACUUCUCUUUUCGGUUAGUUCGAUUCUCGCAGUCCAAAGGAAUAUUUUUAACCUUUCGAGAUAAAUUGUGAUUUGUGUGUUGAUCUAAAAACAAAAACAACUAUGGAUUUGAAACUGGACGAUGACUUGGAUAAUGACUUGGACAUACGCAAUAGUGAACAGGAUGGCAACGAAAAUUUUACGACUACGGCAAUGACAAUGGAUCACGAUUUGAAUUACGAUUUGGAUAAUGAAAACACUGCAACAACUUCGGCGAUGAACAAGACUUCAGUUAAAGAUUACAGGAAAAGUAACAAAAGCAGAAUUCAUCUCAGUCGGAGAAGAAUAAAAUAUAAAGGGUGCAUCAAAAGAAAAGAUAAAAAGAAAAAUUCAGUUUCUAAGAAUAACAGAGAUGUUGAAGAAAUUUUUAACAACUCUACUGAAACUUUAACUACAAAUGAUCAUGAAGAAAUUUCUCAUGAAGACUCGAGUCUCAACAUCAGAGAAGAACUUGAAGAAGGAAUCGAAGAAGAAAGAGUGACAAUUGAAGCAAACCAAGAAUAUAGAAUGGAAGGUCAACGGAUUGUGGCUAUCCAAGAUUUCAUUAAUUCAUUGAAAUUAUUAGGAGAUCACAACAAAGACAUGGCAUGUACUCUAAGCAAUAUGAUUGUUCAAAAAGAGAUUAGGAAUGGGCUAGAGUCUACAUUAAUUUUCAAAUGCAAUAUGUGCAAUAAAGUGAAAUCCAUUCAAACAAAUAAUACAGCAAAUGAAACAUCAGUCAUUGGCAUUAUGAAUAUUGGUUCAGGUUAUAGCCAUUUAGAACAAUUAACGUCUGCAAUGGAUAUACCAUGUAUGUCUAAUGCAACGUACCAAAAAAUUCAGAACCGAGUUUGUGAUUCGUGGGAAGAAGCCGCAUUAGAAUCAAUGAUAGAAGCUGGUCAAGAAGAAAAACGGCUAGCAAUAGAAAAUGGUGAUGUUACAGAUAAUGGAAUACCAUACAUUACUGUGGUUUGUGAUGGUUCAUGGGCUAAAAGAUCAUAUCGCACAAAUUACAAUUCCUUGUCUGGAGCUGCCGCCAUAGUUGGUUACAGAACACGGAAAGUCUUACACCUCGGCGUAAAAAAUAAAUUUUGUUUAGUAUGCAAAAAAAAUGAAAAUCAUGACUCAAUACCAGAACAUAAAUGUUACAAAAAUUUCACAGGAUCUUCGUCAUCUAUGGAGUCGUUUAUUAUCGCUGAAGGUUUUCAACAAAGCUUGAAUACACAUGGCCUCAUUUAUAGGUUUAUGAUUGCUGACGGCGAUAGUAGCGUUUUUAAAACUCUAUUAGAUUUGAGACCUUACGCUAGUCAUUCGAUAAAAAUAGAAAAAAUCGAAUGCAAAAAUCACCUACUUCGAAAUUAUCGAAAUAAAUUAAGAGAUCUCUUCCAAAACACUAAUUUACCUAUUAUCUUGCGACGAAAAGUAAAGGUAGGUACCUUAUUUGUUAGAUAGGCAGUCUCAUUUUGAAAUACACGGCAAUUUUUUUAAAAUUGGUAAAUGCGGUUUAAAUAGUGUUAUGUAUUAUGUAUUUCCAAAUCACUGUGAUAUAAUAAGUUUCUACGUGACCAUAUUACUUAAAUUUAUUAACAUUUAUAGGGUUAUCAUCUGAAAUUUUCCGGAGCUAUAAAUAAAGCAAUAGAAUAUAGAAAAAACCAAGAUUGCUCUCUAAAAGAAAAAAUUGAAAAAUUAAGAACUGAUAUACUGAACAGUCCUAGUCACAUUUUAGAAGAACAUAAGAAGUGUAUUGAAUUGCAGUAUUUUUGCAAAAAAGUCCAUAAUGCCGGAGAUAGUUUGAUGGCAGAUUUUAAAUUAACCAAUUCACAUGACGAUCUAAUGCACCUUGUCUCUAAUAUGGCAAAGCAUGCUUCCAGUCUCAUUCAUGACGUAAAUAACAAUGUGGUAGAGCAAUUCAAUGCAGUAAUUGCAAAAUACAUUGGCGGGAAAAGAGUAAAUUACUGCAUGAAAAGAUCGUACCAAGCCCGGUGUUCAGCAGCAACAGUGUCUUACAACACUACAAAACCGCUGUAUCACGUGACCAAAAAAUUAAAAAACAAGAGUCCUGGAUUAUUUACAAAAAAAUGGGAAACCAAAUAUCGAAGCAAAUUAUUACGCCAAAAAUUAAGAAAAAGUGCGGCUAGGCGAAAAUUGUUUAAACGGAAAAAUGACCAGGACUACGGUGACCAUUGUCAGAAACCAGACUUGUGUGCUGAAGAAUACGAAGCAGCAAAACGUACAUUUUUAGAUAUGAACUUCAAAACCGGAACAGAAAUACAGAUGUUAGAACAACAAACUCGUGGAAGUGAUUUGCAAAGGAACAGCCACGUGUGGAAAACUGARAGGAAAAAAAGGGUAACAGCAUCAAAAUUUUAUGAAGUAUGUGUGAAAAAAAAUAGUACAAGUCGGAAGAGGCUUGUGGAAUCGAUUAUAAAACCUAGGGAAGUAAAAAGUAGGGCACUGGAUCACGGAAUUUUUUAUGAAAAAAUUGCUAUUGAGGCGUUACGCCAACAGUUAAAUAUUAAWAAAAUUGACGAAUGCGGACUCUUUAUAAAUCAGGAACACCAAUACUUAGCUGCCACUCCAGACGGUCUAAUUGGGAAUGACACUUUGGUAGAGGUAAAGUGUCCGUAUUCAGCGAAAGACAUGACACCAGAAGAAGGAAUUGAAAAAAGAAAAAUUACAUUUUGGAAGAAAGACUACACGAUUAAUAAAAGGCACAAGUGGUACUUUCAAAUACAGGGGCAGUUAUAUGUAACUAAUCGAACAAAAUGUAUUUUUGCUGUUUGGACAUUUAAAGGACUAAAAUAUGAAGAAAUAGGAAUUGACACAACUUUUUGGGAUAAAUUUAUGAAACAGCAACUGAAACGCUUUUAUU
Molecule: messenger RNA, 3003 nt
Organism: Tribolium madens (black flour beetle)
Lineage: Eukaryota; Metazoa; Arthropoda; Insecta; Coleoptera; Tenebrionidae
Exons: 2
Coding region: 216-1583 (455 amino acids)
Source: RefSeq, a predicted model, not a curated record